AUGUCAGAACCAGAGCAAACACAACAACAACCAUUAUUAAUGGCUCAAGCAUCAAUCAUUGAAAAUGAUGAUAAUAUAAAUAAUAGUAAUUCAAAUGCUAAUUCUUCACAACAAACCAACUUCGAUAAUUCCAACACCACCAACACAGUUACAAAAAACUCGCUUGAUCCAAACACAACCACAUUUGAACAAAGUCCAACCACAACAGUUUUAACAAAUUCUGAGAAACAUUCAGGAGCAGAGUCAACAUCAUCUUCUUCGGCAUUUUCGUCGCAUGUUGAUGUAUCAUUGUCCGAAACAAAAAAACUUGAAUCAGAUGAUAAAGUCAGUCUAACUUUACUUUUAGUUUCAGGAAAAAGGCAUACUUUUUCGUGUGAUCCUAAUGAUACAACAUUAGCGGUUAAAACGGAAGUUUUUAAUAAUUGGCCAAAAGAAUGGGAGGAUGAGACACCAGUUUCUGUUUCAAAUUUAAAGAUUGUAUAUCGGGGACGAUUCUUGGAAGACACAAGUACUCUCGAAUCUAACCAGAUUCUUCGUGGUCAACAAGUAAUUGCACAUUUAACAAUCAAGAAUAUUUUAAAUUCCGAUAUUGAAG
This is a messenger RNA of Entrophospora sp. SA101, 595 nucleotides long. The record is from the annotation of a GenBank genome assembly. Lineage: Eukaryota; Fungi; Glomeromycota; Glomeromycetes; Entrophosporales; Entrophosporaceae.